AUGUCUGAUUUGGAAAUUGUAAAGUCGAUAUCAGACGCAGAGAAAAUAUCGUCAAAAGAGAUUAAAGAGAGCGUGCAAACAAUCGAAAAAAUAAAUAAUCAUGAUAGAUCUAAAGUAUCAUCUCAAUCGACCCAAUUCAAAUCAUUAUUUACGUGUAACGGACCAAGAAUGAAAGACCUUCGAUAUGAUAUUAAUAUUGACUAUGCGAUUGGGCUAUUAAAAAGAGAAGAUGAAAAUGUUAAUGUGUAUAAUCAUUUACAAGACAUUUUAGAUAAGAUAUUAUUGGAAAGACCUAAAAAUCCUCUAGAGAAAUUUGAAAAAUAUAGCGUGAUGUUAAAGCGUGCAUAUAUUCAUAAAGAAGUUAAUUUUGAACGCGUCUUUGUGGAUAACAUAGACCGAAAUUAUUGCUUUAAGAGUUUACAAAUGUAUAAGUGUGCAUUGAAAAAACAACUUGAACAACAAAAACAAUAUAACAAGAACAAACAAAAUAUUACAAAGUCAGAACUGGAUCAAUAUGAAGAGAAGACAACUAUGAAUAAUAAUAAUAAUACUGUACAAGUUCAGAAUCUUUGUGAAGUAAAUUAUAUGUUUAAUAAAGCUGGUUUUGGACUUCCAAUGGAUGAAGCAUCGUUAAUAUACCUAACCAUGAAAGAAAUGGCUCAGUUAAAUAAAUUUGAAAGCAUACGAUUUUGGGGAAAAAUAUUUGGUAUAAAAAAAAUGUAUUAUGUAAUAGAAUGUAAAUGGUCAGACCCAGAAUUAGAGCGUAAACUAUUGACUGCAAACAGUGAAAGCCAUAACUCAAAAUUAUCAACACAAAUAGAAAAUGAUGUCACUUCCGAUCAUUUGCUUCAACAAGAAACUAAAUCAAUAGAAUAUACACAUAAUGCUCCAGAAACAGAAAAUGAAUUUGAAUCUACUGUACCAUAUCUUGAUGGUGAAAUGUCUGAAAAUUCAAUGAAUCAUUACGAUUCAUGGAUUUCUCUAAAUGAUAUUGACAGUUGCACAGCAAAACUGAGAUCCUCGUCAAAAACCCUGUUACCAUCAGAAAUGUUCGGAGUCGGUGCAAAUAUAAAUGCAUAUUUUGUCACAAAUAAAUUAAAUACCAAAUGGAUUGAACUAGAAUCGGUCAAGCCACAUCAUAUAGUUGAAGCUAGAAAAAUAAAACGAUAUUUCACCGGGGAAUUAAAAAAUCCGAUAAACAGUUUUUCAAAGUUCAAUGGUUCAGAAAAUGACUAUCUUAGAGCUCAAAUUGCACGAAUAUCAUCGAGCACUCAAAUAUGUCCACGCGGGUAUUAUAUUAUAAAUGAAAACGAUGAAUCUUGGAGCAGAAUAUCUGACAAAAGAUCCACAAAUUCAUUAAUUUCUAGAAAAAAAAAAAAUGGUGACCUUAUUCUCAACAAAAAUACCAAACCAAUUUCUAAUAAUAAUUUAAUGAAUGCAAAUAAUUGGGUGCAUAAGAAUCCUCACAUAGACCUUAAUGGAGUUACCUACAAAUUAGGUUUAUCUAAUCUGUCCAAUUCAAGAAAACACGAAGAAAAAAUUGAAGAACUUGAAGAAGAGGAAAAUUUGAGUUAUGGUGAUAAUGUAUUAGCUUCUAAGGAUGAUUUGUUUGGAAACGUAGGAAAUGAUAUCUCUGUUGACAAUACAUUAGCGUGGAAAGGUGUUCUUUGCUCUCCGUUUGAUCCUCGUUACUCUAACACAAUAAUGAAAUCGCAUAUAUGGCCUGGAGCUUUUGCAGUUGCGUAUAAUCUCCAAACUGACUAUAUGUAUAUUGGAUGGGGUCAAAAGCAUGAUUCUAAUAUUUUGUAUUCAACUUUUAUGGAUGAAAUUAAAAUGGAAAAUACAACUGAAGACGAUACCUUUACGGUGGAGUGUCAAGAAUUCACUAAGAAACAGAAAAUGGAGAUGGAAAAACAGAACUUACAAAAAAAUAAGAGGAAAAACAUUUUUCCACGACGAUUUAACCGUACAGCAUACAAAGGAGGCGAAAAAAUUAUUACAUAUUAUACUUACGAGUGA
This is a messenger RNA of Myzus persicae (green peach aphid), 2019 nucleotides long. RefSeq names its product radial spoke head protein 6 homolog A-like. The record is from RefSeq and is a predicted model, not a curated record. Gene Ontology annotation, biological process: cilium assembly; cilium movement involved in cell motility; axoneme assembly. Gene Ontology annotation, cellular component: axoneme; radial spoke. The transcript is spliced from 9 exons. The coding region runs from base 1 to 2019 and encodes 672 amino acids. Lineage: Eukaryota; Metazoa; Arthropoda; Insecta; Hemiptera; Aphididae.